Molecule: messenger RNA, 1665 nt
Organism: Symbiodinium natans
Lineage: Eukaryota; Dinophyceae; Suessiales; Symbiodiniaceae
Source: the annotation of a GenBank genome assembly
AUGGUGGACGACCUUGGCACCUCUGCGGCUGCCGGCGUCAAGAGGGAAGAAAGAAGGGAUCCCUUCUUGGCACCGAGCGUGCACUACCUGGAGACCGGCUUCUGCGAGGAGCUACAGGCUGCUGGCUUCAGCCGUGCCUCUUGCAUCUUUGAGCUCGAUCAGCCCUUGAUCCGUGCCAAAGGAGCUCAGGUGCGUUGUCCAAGGGAUGACCGUCUGGGGGCUGCCUUUGUUGACACCCUGCAGGGCGCUGACAAUGUGGGGCAUGCUACUCACAUGCUCUCCUACACAUGGCAGUACACGGUCGACUGCAUCAUCGACUCCUUGGGGGCCUGGUGCCAUCGGAAAAGCUUGAAACCCGAGCGGACGUAUGUUUGGAUGUGCUUUAUGGGAGUGAAUCAGCACAGAAUUCAGGAGUCGAGACUUGCUGGCUCUGACGUCCCGUUCGAUGAGCUCGCAGCGACAUUUGGGAGCCACGUGAGAAGCAUCGGCAAUGUGAUUGCCCUGAUGGAGCCGUGGAGAGCACCAAAGUACUGUCAGCGCGCAUGGUGUGUCUUCGAGCUCCAUGCUGCUUCGGAGCAGCCUGACUGCUGUCUGGAGAUCAUUAUGCCUCCCACAGAGGCGGAAAGCUAUGCCAAAGCAAUAUUCGAAGGCUCUGGUUUGCAGGAGCAGUGGCGGACCCUCGCCCAGACGCAGCUGCAGAAGGCCCAGGCCUCCGUUGCAGCGGACCGGGACCGGAUCCUCCAACUGGUGGAGCACAGCCCAGGCUUCUCCGAACUGAAUCGAAACGUGGUCCGGAAGCUUCAAAGCUGGUUUGCGGACGUGGCACAUGACCAGAUCCGACAGCAGAUGGAAGCCAAGUCAGCCGAGCUGGCAGGGGGCUGCCUCCAGGUAGCGGAGCUUUUUCGAUCCUUGGGCAAGCUGGAUACCGCGGACGAGUUGUUGCAGUCUGCUUCUGAUUCGCUGGAAGCAAGCUUCGAGGUAAACACUUCAUUGCACGCGGCACUGUUGGGUUUGAGGGGCCACGUGGCCCGAGAACGAGGAGACCUGGACGAGGCCACGGACCUGCUCCUCAAAGCCUACGGCAUACUGCAAGACGCUGGCAAACUGGAGUCUACUGAAGCUGCGCAAGUGUGCACACGGAUCGGUCAUGUCAAGCUGCAAAAUAAAGAUCUGGAGGGGGCCGAGUCUUUUUUCACACAGGCCUUACGUGCUCAUGAGCAAUGCAACACGCUGACGAGCUAUGACGGAGGUGUGCUGCUUCAGUCUCUCGGACACAUCCGGCGUGAACGUCAAGACCUUCCUGGAGCAUUGGUCAGCUACGAGCAGGCCCAUCAGGCACUCUGCACAAGCGAGCACAUCGAUUCGCCGCAGGGUGCAGCCUUGCUGGCCAGCAUGGGCCACAUCAGGCGCUUGCAGCACGACUUGCAAGGAGCCUUGCAGUCAUAUGCCGAGGCACGACAGCUGAUGGAGUCCAUUGGCACCUUUCAGACGACGAACGGCGCUGCUCUCCUGGUCAACGUUGGCCAUGUCCAGCGCUCUCUGGGUGACCUGGAUGCGGCCCUUGCCACGUACAAGGAAGCACGACAUGUGUUCAAGGCCUCUGGGUCUUGGAAUACCCCCGCUGCGCAGGAGUGUAAGAAGCUGAUUGGCAUGCUGCUGGCAUAG